AUGUCGUUAGAAGAUGAAUAUGAUGUAAACACUACUAUAACUAAUUAUCCAACAUCAUUUAAUCUUACAAAUAAUUCAGAUGUACCAGAUUUAAGAUGUGUUAAAUAUAAAUCAACAAUUGAUCAUUUAAAUUGUCCAAUUUGCCAACAACCAUUUAUAAAUCCAUUAACUACAAUAUGUGGCCAUACUUUUUGUAAAGAAUGUAUGUUUGAAUGUUUCAAAAUGGCUAAGAAUAGUAGUACUUCAAGUAUAGAUAGUGGACAUUGUCCAUUAGAUAGAACACCUCUAGAUUCCAAAAAUAUUAACGAUUUAUUUCCAACACCAUUGAUAAUAACAAAUUUAAUAGAUGACUUAAAAGUAUAUUGCUUAAAUAAUGAGAGAGGAUGUGAUUGGAAUGGAAGUAGAUGGGAAUUAGAACAUCAUAUAUUAGAAUUAUGUCCAUAUACAGGUGUAAAAUGUAAUGGUAUAAGAAAGUAUAAAAAACUGAUUGAGGAAGAGGAAGAAGACGUGGAAGAAGACGUGGAAGAAGACGUGGAAGAAGACGUGGAAGAAGUUUGUGAUUUGAUAGUAGAGAGAAGAUUUUUUAAAGAUUGUGAGGUCAAUGAAUGUAUCCAUAAAAAAUUUGAUUGUAAAUAUUGUAAACAAAAAUUGACAAAAAUAACGUACGACAAGCAUCUAGAAGAAGAAUGUUUGUUCAAUUAUAAGACGUGUGAAUUAUGUGGAAAUGAUAUGAUACCCCAGAAAAAACUAACAAAGCAUCAAGAUAAUUGCAUAAAAUUAGGUAAAUUGAAAUGCCCGGCUCACGAAAUAGGUUGUAAAUGGGUUGGUUCAAAUGAAACAUCAUUAGAAAUUCACAUACAGAAUAAUAACUGUAAAUUAUAUGAAUUUUUACCAUUUCAUAAGAAAUUAGAUGAUAAAAUAACAAAAUUAGAACUGGAGAAUGAAUUUCUUCAAAGACAAAUACAGAAAUUAUUAGGAAGUAUUAUUCAAGGUAAAAUUACAAAUCUAGGUUAUAAUGAUUCAAUAGAGGAGAUUAGUAAGUUUCAAAAUAUCGAAGAUCAAGAUAAAUUAAUAUAUUUGAAUUUUGAAAUUGACAGAUUAAAAUACGAAAUAAAUGAGAAAUUGAUACCGUUUAUGAAAAAGAAUAGUAUUAAUGAUCAACAUAAUGUUAUAAAUGGAUUAAUGAAUGAUAAUUAUAUGAUGAAAGAAGAUAUGAAUGUUCAAAGAAUGAUGAUUAAUAGUCUAAGAAAACAAUUACAAUUUUUAUUAUUUUCAAGAAAUAGACCAAUGACGUCAGCAGCAACUACUAAUAGUGUAUUACAUUCAACUGAAGAUAUACUUAAUGAGAUUUAUGAUAUAUCAAGAAGUAGUAGCGAAGAAAGGUUGAACUUGAAGUUAUAG
This is a messenger RNA of Insectozyma verbasci, 1401 nucleotides long. Lineage: Eukaryota; Fungi; Ascomycota; Pichiomycetes; Serinales; Debaryomycetaceae. The record is from the annotation of a GenBank genome assembly.